This is a messenger RNA of Closterium sp. Naga37s-1, 1467 nucleotides long. NCBI's taxonomy places the organism in Eukaryota, Viridiplantae, Streptophyta, Zygnematophyceae, Desmidiales, Closteriaceae. The record is from the annotation of a GenBank genome assembly.
AUGGACGAGCGGGCAACGAAGCACAAAGAGACGGGGGAGGGCGUGGCGAGUCAGCAGCAGGAGAACGCGGCAGAGGAGCGUCUGUGGAAAGGGAAGGAGGUGGAACGAGAAGGGGGGGAGGGUAUGGACGGUAUGAGGAAAGAUGCUGAGAAGGACGAGAAGGUUGGAAAGUCGGCUGCUUCUGCUUCUGCUGCUGCUGCUGCCUCUGCUGAUGCUGCUGCUGAUACUUCUGCAGCUGAUGAUGCGACGAGGGAAAAGGGGAAGAGGAGGGAGGAGGAGGAGCGGCAGGCCGAGGGGAGUGCUGAGCGAGAGGCGCAAUGGAAGAAGAGGGAAGAGGAGAUCAGGAGGGAAUUCGAGAAAGAGUUUAGGGCGAGAAUAGAGGAGUUGGAGCGGCAGUACCAGCAGCGGCCACAGCAGCAGCAGCAGCAGCAGCAGCAGCAGCAGCAGCAGCACCAGCACCAGCAGCGGCCACAGCAGCAGCAGCGGUGGCAAGAGAAUGAUGCCUUUGGUCCCCCGCCCCCGCCUCCUCCAAAGGGGGCUUCAGCGAGCGAACUUGCUUCGUUCAAUGCCCGGCUGCGGGACUGGGAGGCUCGUGUGAAAGCUGCUCUUGCUGCGGCGCAGAAGAGGAUUCUGCGCACUGAGGGAGAGGUGACAAAGAAGAGGAAAGCGGAGGAGUGUCAGAGAAAGGCUGAGGAGGUGAAGAGAAACAAGGCGGAGGGUGCACGGAGGAAGCGGGAAGAGGCGAAAAAGGCUGCUGAGAUGAGGGAGGAGAGGGAGAGGGCGCGGGAGGAAGAGAAGAGGGUGAAGAAGGAGGAGAAGAGGAAGGAGAACGAGAGGAGAAAGGAGGAAGAGACGAGACAGAAGGAGGAGAAGAGGAAGGAGAACGAGAGGAGGAAGGAGGAAGAGACGAGACAGAAGGAGGAGAAGAGGAAGGAGAACGAGAGGAGGAAGGAGGAAGAGACGAGACAGAAGGAGGAGAAGAGGAAGGAGAACGAGAGGGAAGUGAGGAAGGAGGAGGAGAAGAGGCGGGCGCAGGAAAAGGAGAGGGAGAGGGCAAAGAAGGAGGAGGCGGCAUUCGAUGAGCAGAUGGAGCAGCUGGAGGAGGAGUGGCAACGGCGGCAAGCAGAUGCGCCAAUGACCUACGAGGAAUACUCAAGCAGUCUGACGCAGCUCCGGAAGCAAGCAGCCAGAGCUGGUGUUGGCAGCAGCCGCAUCCCUGGCACCACCCCACUCCACUUCUGGGACAUCCCCUGGCCGCCAGCAGGCAACUGCCUGUUCCUCUCCCCUGGGGACCCACCUGGGCUGAAGAGGAGAAAGGCUAUGGAUGCGCUGCUGUUCUGGCAUCCGGAUAAGUUCCUCAACUACUAUGGGGGACGGCUGGUGGCAGGGCAUAGGGAAGCGGUGCUCAAGAAGGUGGCUGGGCUGAGUCGAGAGGUGGUGGUGGCUGCUCAAAGGGUGAGGGGAUAG